This is a messenger RNA of Pantherophis guttatus, 1797 nucleotides long. RefSeq names its product AFG1 like ATPase (gene AFG1L). The record is from RefSeq and is a predicted model, not a curated record. Gene Ontology annotation, molecular function: ATP binding; ATP hydrolysis activity. Lineage: Eukaryota; Metazoa; Chordata; Lepidosauria; Squamata; Colubridae. Gene Ontology annotation, cellular component: cytoplasm; mitochondrion.
GAGGGGGGAGGAGGAAAGGAAGCACGUCAAGAUGGCGGCUCCCGUGUCGCCCUUGGUUACUGGGCGCCGCCUGAUAAACGCUGCCAUUCGACCCGCCGCUCUCGUCCUAACUUGCUGGGCCCCGCGGAAAGCGUAUACAGUUCAGGUAACAGAGAAAGCUGCCAGCGGUGGACUAGCAGAUGCUAAUUCGAAAGCCUUAUUGCUUUGCAAUGGACCUUUAGAACAUUAUGAAUUCCUUACCAAAGUGGAGCAGCUGAGGAAUGAUGAACAGCAAACGAAAGUCAUGCGGUGCCUGCAGAAGCUACACGAAAGUCUUAAAGGCUACAACCUCAGUCCAAAACACAUAUUCUCAAAGCUUUUCACAAGACGUAAACCUCCAAAAGGCCUUUAUAUCUAUGGUGAUGUUGGCACAGGAAAGACAAUGGUGAUGGACAUAUUUUAUUCUCAUCUACAAGUAGAAAGAAAAAAGAGAGUCCAUUUCCAUGGCUUCAUGCUUGAUGUGCAUAAAAGAAUACAUUGCCUUAAACAGAGUCUACCAAAACGAAAAGCUGGAUUAAUGGCUAAAUCAUAUGAUCCAAUUGCUCCUAUAGCUGAUGAAAUAAGUGAGGAAGCCUGUCUCUUGUGUUUUGAUGAAUUUCAGGUCACAGAUAUCGCUGAUGCUAUGAUUCUCAAACAGCUUUUUGAAAACCUGUUCCAAAAUGGUGUCAUCGUUGUAGCCACAUCAAACAGGCCACCAGAAGAUCUCUAUAAAAAUGGGCUCCAGAGAGUUAACUUUGUGCCAUUUAUUGCUGUACUAAAGAAAUACUGCAACACCAUCCAACUGGAUUCUGGAAUUGACUACAGGAAGCGUGCACUGCCUGCUGCAGGAAAGCUGUACUAUCUCACAAGUGAAGCUGAUGUGGAGGCUGUCAUGGAUAAGUUGUUUGAUGAGCUGGCUCAAAAACAAAAUGAUUUAACUAGACCAAGGAUUUUAAAAGUACAAGGCAGAGGACUGAGAGUGAAUAAAGCAUGUGGAACCAUUGCAGACUUCACAUUUGAAGAGCUGUGUGACAAACCUCUUGGAGCCAGUGAUUAUUUGGAAAUAUCUAAGAAUUUUGAUCUGGUUUUUGUUCAUAAUAUACCUCUCCUUACAAUGGCAAAAAGAACCCAAGCUCGACGCUUCAUCACUCUCAUUGAUACUUUUUAUGAAAAAAAGGUGCGUCUUAUUUGCUCUGCAUCAGCUCCCCUCCAGAGUAUAUUUAUUCAAGCGGACCAUGAUAGUGGACUGGAUGAGAAAAGGGUACUGAUGGAUGAUUUGGGGUUGAGCCAGGAUUCAGCUGAAGCACUUUCUAUGUUUACGGGAGAGGAAGAGAUAUUUGCCUUUCAACGGACUAUCUCGCGACUUACCGAAAUGCAGACAGAGCAAUACUGGAAAGAUGGGGAUCGGAGCAAAAAAAAAGUUGCAGCCAAAGGUUAAAAAUAAACAGUAACUGAAAAGAAAAAGGGCUUCAAGCACAUUAACUAACUUGACACUUUAUGUAUCAUGUUAGUGUUAAAAACUACAGCAUUAGUUACUGUCCCCCUUUAAUGCCAAUGUAUAGAUAUAAUUUUAUUCAGUCUAGCAUGAAAAAUUUAUUGACCAAAUAGAACAUUUCCUUUUAACUGAUGAUGACUGGAAAAAUAGGUAAAACAUAUUUAUUAUUGGCCAUAUCACAUUGCGGUUUGCACAUAUAAAAGAUACAAGGUAGAAACAUUAAAUGCAUAUUUUGAAUCUUAUCAAUCUCUGUUCUAUUGUUAAAAAUAAAAUAUACAAAUGUA